Manihot esculenta (cassava) is the source of this 1214-nucleotide messenger RNA. RefSeq names its product BURP domain-containing protein BNM2A. The coding region runs from base 72 to 1004 and encodes 310 amino acids. NCBI's taxonomy places the organism in Eukaryota, Viridiplantae, Streptophyta, Magnoliopsida, Malpighiales, Euphorbiaceae. The transcript has 2 exons. The record is from RefSeq and is a predicted model, not a curated record.
GUGAAUGAAGUGGACGCAAACCACACACAGCAGCUACACAAGAACUCUUAGGUAGAGUGAAGCUUGGAGAGAUGGUUCUUCUUCGAUUUGCUUCUUGUUUCCUUCUCUUCAAUGUUUUAUUGUUUAUGUGUGGACACCAUGCAAGUGCAGCAAGAGAUGUAACUAAGCAAGCUCACUUCCACAACAAAAACCUAAAAGAUGAUGAAGUGGCAACGAAACACCCACUUAAAGGUCUAUAUUACAGAAUCUUGGAUGAGCUUUUCAAAAGCCCAACAUCAGGACCUGCAGGUCCUGGAGGAUCAAAUACAUUAAACGAGUUUGAAGAUUUCGUGUUCGAUUACGUAGAGCCUUCAUACAUAGGCUUGUUCAUUCCUGAUCAGGUUUACUCUGGAAAGAUUAUGCCUAUCUAUUUUCCGAUUCAGGAUCCUUCUACUACUGUUCUUCCUUUCAUUCCUCAACAAAAACAAAUGGGCUACUCUAUUUCUCAUUCACCAUCUCGUCUGCCAAAUAUUUUCAAGAACAUGCCACCCAAAAUCUUGAAACACCCACCAGCCUACGAUAUCUGUGAUAUUGAUCCAGAUGAAACGAAAAUCUGUGCUAAAGAUAUAGAAUCAACCCUUGAUUUUAUCGGCCGUGCGUUUGAUUCGAAUGAGGAGUUCAAAAUCGUGGGAACAAAACAGUCAAUGUCUACUGCUGUUUUACAAGAAUAUGUUGUUUCCGAAGAUCCUCAAGAGAUUAGAGGUUCAAGAAAGGUUAUUUGUCAUCCUAAGCAUGGUUCUUAUUACUGCCACUAUGAUGUUAAAGGUGCAAAUAAGGUUUUGAAGGUAUUGCUGGAUGGUGAGAAUGGAGAUAAAGUGGAAGCUAUUGCUGUCUGCCAUUUGCACACACCAGUUACAGUUGAGAAUGCUGGGCAUCCUUUGUAUCGGAUGUUAGGACUCAAGGCUGGAAUAUCUCCUGUGUGCCACUUCUUGGCUGUAGGAAACUUUGUUUUGGUUCAGACAUAGGUGAUUUGUCUGAAGCUUCUGUGUUGUGUGUGAAUCUGUUAUUAUGCAGAUUCCAAACUGGUAUUAAUUGUAAUUUUUACUAGCUUGGUAUGUUAAGUUUGCUGUCUGUAAUAGGAGUAAUCCAUCCCCAUUUAUGAAAUGGUGGAUUUACCUUCUCCAGCUUGUUUAUAAUUUAAUAAAAGCAUAUUGGUGGUUGUGAGUUUUAGUUUA